Molecule: messenger RNA, 6286 nt
Organism: Tyto alba (common barn owl)
Lineage: Eukaryota; Metazoa; Chordata; Aves; Strigiformes; Tytonidae
Gene: SSTR2
Product: somatostatin receptor 2
Exons: 2
Coding region: 119-1234 (371 amino acids)
Biological process (GO): cellular response to estradiol stimulus; cellular response to glucocorticoid stimulus; neuropeptide signaling pathway
Cellular component (GO): neuron projection; membrane
Molecular function (GO): somatostatin receptor activity; neuropeptide binding
Source: RefSeq, a predicted model, not a curated record
ACCUCCCCGCUGCCCGCCGGGCUGGGCCGGGAGCAGAAUCUUCUCCUCUCUCCCCAGAGCAAGGGAAGAUGACAUCUCGGCUCCUCUGAACCAGCAGUGCCCAGGGACUAGCAGAGCCAUGGAGCUGGAAUACGAGCUGCCCAAUGCCACCGCGUUCUGGUUCUCCCCGGCUUCCCCCUUCGACAACUUCUCUGUGGAGGCGCCCACCAACGCGUCGCAGAACGCCACGGGCCAACACUUCGACCUGACCAGCAACGCCAUCCUCACCUUCAUCUACUUCGUGGUCUGCAUCGUAGGGCUGUGCGGCAACACGCUGGUGAUAUACGUCAUCCUUCGUUAUGCCAAGAUGAAGACCAUCACCAACAUCUACAUCCUCAACCUGGCCAUCGCAGACGAGCUGUUCAUGCUCGGUCUGCCCUUCCUGGCCAUGCAGGUCGCCCUGGUUCACUGGCCCUUCGGCAAAGCCAUCUGCAGGAUUGUCAUGACGGUGGAUGGGAUCAACCAGUUCACCAGUAUCUUCUGCUUGACGGUUAUGAGCGUUGACCGGUACCUGGCUGUCGUCCAUCCCAUUAAAUCUGCCAAGUGGAGGCGGCCCAGGACAGCCAAAAUGAUCAAUGUGGCCGUUUGGGGCGUCUCCCUGUUGGUGAUCAUGCCCAUCAUGAUUUAUGCUGGGGUGCAGCAUAAUCACGGCAGGAGUAGCUGCACCAUCAUCUGGCCGGGAGAGUCGGGUGCCUGGUACACAGGCUUCAUCAUCUACGCCUUCAUCCUGGGCUUCCUGGUGCCUCUCACCAUUAUCUGCCUUUGCUACUUGUUCAUCAUUAUCAAAGUCAAGUCCUCGGGCAUCAGGGUGGGUUCCUCCAAGAGGAAAAAAUCCGAGAAGAAAGUCACCAGGAUGGUCUCCAUCGUGGUCGCCGUCUUCAUCUUCUGCUGGCUCCCCUUCUACAUCUUUAACGUCUCCUCAGUCUCCGUCCUGAUCGUGCCCACGCCUGUCCUCAAGGGCAUGUUCGACUUUGUGGUGGUCCUCAGUUAUGCCAACAGCUGUGCCAACCCCAUCCUUUAUGCCUUCUUGUCCGACAACUUCAAGAAGAGCUUUCAGAACGUCCUCUGCCUGGUGAAGGUCAGCGGCAUGGACGAGGCGGACCGGAGCGACAGCAAGCAGGACAAAUCCAGGCUCAACGAGACCACAGAAACCCAAAGGACCCUGCUCAAUGGUGACCUGCAGACGAGCAUCUGAGAGGACGGCGGGGUUGUCCUUCCUUCGCUCUCCUCUCCUCGUGAGCUCCCAACUGCAGCAGGGUGGUGGCACGUAUGGAGUCGGGGCAGAAGUGCCAGCUUAGGGGACAGCGGUGCGCACACCGAUGGGUGGGGGGGGUCCUCAGCUGGUCCCCUCCUGAGCUGCUGGUGGGUUGGCUUUCAAGCACUGGGAAGGAUAUGGUUCAAGAGGAGCUGCCUCGCUAGGAAAACAAAACCAACUUGUAGCAACGCAGCACGUUUCAACACCAAAGUGCCACCCUGGGCCACAGGUAUCGCCGGGGUGGCUCCGCUGGCUUCCCCGGUGUUACUCUCGGGGCUGGUUGGCUUUGGGUGCCCUGCCCCAGCACGGGUGCUUGCACGUGGACACACAGACGCAGCGGGGUGACCUCGGGAGGAGCCGAGGCCACGGCUGCGUGCCACCACGGAGAUGCACCUUCUGAUAGCAAAGACCUGGUGGGAGCUCUCCGGAGAGUCCGAGCGCUCUCCCGCGGUCACCCUCCCCGAGGACACAGAGAUAUUUGGGGUUGCAUUUUGCCCGGCUUAGAAGUUACUCCAUCGCCUCUCCUGAAGCCUCCCUGCUGCUGUUUGACUGCAUCGCCCAGAGGUGACACGCCAGGACCAGGAUGGAGGUGGCUGCCCCAUGGGACACAGCUCUGCCGCCCUGGUAGCCCCUCUGGUCUCACCCUGCCUCCUCCGGCCCCGCCAUCUCCCGCUGCAGGAGAGCCCCUUCCCUCCCGCCGCUGUGACGUCACCUGCCCGCAGGUUUUCUCCUCGGAUGGGGGAUUUCCCCCUUUUCCCUCCCGAGUAGCCCCUCCUGCCACCCGCAUCUGCUCUGCGAGCCGGCUGAGCAGCCACGGCACGAUCGCCCGGCACCGGUCCCUGGUGGGAAAUCCUUGGAAGCGUUUAAGCAGCAGCGACGCACCGGGGGUUUGGAGCACCCUGGCACGGGCUGCGGCACAUCCCGUUGCCAACGGCUCCCGCAGCUGGGUGAGAUCUGGGCUCAUCCUGCCCCGGCCACGGCUCCGAGGAUCCCUGGCCCGCGGUGAGCAAGCGUCAACCGGCCACCGGUGACACUGCCCUGCUCCUUCCAGGCAAGUUGUGCCGGAGAGGAUGGGGGACGGGAGGUGGGGGGUGCUGGGGGCUUGGCCCCGACCCUCGUCUGAGCCGAAGGGACCGGGCAGAGCAGACGACAGGGCUCCCAGCACCAAGGCAGGAGGAAAAACAGGGCAGUGGGAUCACGAGGGAAAGCCCGGGGUGGGGGGAGAAAUGCCACCUUCCUGCCAGAGCACCCAGAGCAGUUUCUGUGCCAGAUGCCACGCUCCCUUCACAGGCUCUUCCCCGGAGCCGAGCCGUGGGAACGCAGCGGUUUAGGUGGAGAAAACAGCCGAGUCUUGCUCACCCUCCCCUUUCCCAUCCCACCUUGGCCUCCCCAUACCAGCCCCAUCGCCGCGGAGCCUUCACCUCGCGCUGUAAGCGAUGCGGGAGGUGAGGAUGAGCAAUGCCCUCGAGGUGCUGCCCGCUUUGGGGUGCCACCUUGCUCAGCCGCAUACCCCCAGUCGAUGCUCCGAGACAGCACCAGCUCUGGGAGAAAUUUUCCCCUGGCUCUGCCCGGCCCCUGCAGCCAGUCUCUGACCAUCCUGCUGUUCCACCCCAGCAUCCCCCCCCGCCCCCAAGCCCCCCCAAAAGUGCUCAGUGCCAAGCUCAAAGCCUGCUCCCCCCCACAGCUCUGUCAGACACCGGCUCCAGCACGGGCAGCACCGGCACUGGGGACCUUGCUGCAGGGCAAAACAGAGCGUUGUCAGCAUUUAUUUGCUUUUAACUCUUUACUGCUCCUCUGAGGAACGUUUGCCUGCUCGUGGGCUCAGCGCUGAGCGCGGGGGGGGACCCGCCUGUGGCCUCGCUGCCUGUGCAGGCAGCUGCUCACCGAGCGUAUCCCUGCACCGGCUUCGUUAAGUGGAGUAAAGCCAAACCCAGGCUCCGAGACAGCGCAGGCUGCCCUGCUGAUGCUGCAGGAAUUAAAACACGAGCAGCGUGUCACGCUACGGUGAAAUAUUGGAUGGUGAUGGCCGGGCCUUGUGCAGCCGGAGCUCUCUGGUAGGAUGAGGAUUCAGAGUCACAGCUGCAGCGAUGCGUCAGCGGGGCUUUGGGUCGUUUGUAUUUGGUGGGCGGUGAAGGAGUUAUUUGUGUGGAAAGCAGGGGAGGCAGUGGGGAGGGGGGUGCAUUGAGCCCCCCUGCCCUUCAUGGGAGGUGAUGUUUCCACCCCCCAGCACUCCCAGACCUGCCGGCAAUCCGGCUUCGCCCCGGGCUUGUCCGUGCAAGCCCCCCCACCAACACACCAACCGGUGGCGGGGGGAGAUGCCUGUUCCUGGGAGCAUCUCCUCUCUGUGCGGGUUUAAUGUUGAAAAUGCAGAAAGCCCAGCUUUCUAGAGCCCUGGGAAGGACCCGUGCCCACGUCAGCUUUGUCCUGGCAAAACCCCCCAGGCAGUGCCACUUCUGGCAGCUCAGAGAUGUGCGAGGGGGCCGCGAUCCAAAAUAUCCCGUUUCCCCCCAGCUUUGCACCCAGGGGCUCUCUUGGGGUGGGGAGAACAAGGCUGCAGGUGAGGAGUGAGAGGAGUAGCGGGGCUGCCACCGGCGUCCCAAAGGCCACCAAGGUGGGAUGUUGCGGGGCAGGAGCAGGAGGCAGCUCCCGGGGGCUGCCAGGGCACCCACGGCCACCCUGGCGCGGCUCGCCCCGGGGGAAAGGGCAGGAGAGCGAAACAGGCUGCCUCGGUGCUCGCAGUAAAACCAGCAAAAUAAAACCUUCUAAUUGUCUGUUGCUGCCUAAGAAACAGCAGCACCAUUGCUGCUGCGAGUAACAAACUUUUCUUUCCCAGCCACUUGAUUUUAGUGGGAACUUGACCUCAUAUUGGAUCUGUUUGGAAAAGCCUCUCAGGGCUGCUGGCGGCAUUAAUGAGAAAUCUCUCCCAGUUAUUGCGGAGCGAACAGGCUGAUCCUGCAAGUGCUGGAGUGGCUCCGCCGCUACUUCCCAUGCGGACUGUCCCCGGGCAAGCGGAGAUUCAUUACAGCUCCCUCCUGCCCGGCUGGAGCAGCGGGAACAGAUUUAUUACAAAUCGGAGGCGCCGGGAAGCAGAGACCUGGGUGUCCCGUGGAGCUGCCCGGCACGCCGGGAGCAGGGCUGGCGGCUUUGCUGCGUCCACGGCGGCACUGACCUGCCUGGGGCUGGCACCCGGGGUGUUGGCAGCGGGUGGCUCUUGCAGGAAACACUCUCAGUCCCAGCACCCACGUGCCCCCCCAAAAAAGCCUGUGAGAAACCAACUCCCUUUCCCCUCCCCGCCACCGGCUUCCCCCCUUGCAGACGAGGAACCCCAGCAAAGCCGAGGGGCAGCUCUCCCGAGCCUCCGUUGGGAUUAUCCUUGCUGUCCCCACUUCCUCGCCCCUCGGGGCAGGGGGGGGGUCGGGGGCACAAAGCCUGGUGCUGUGGCUGGGCUGAGCAUUGCUCCGGGCUUGCUUCUGACCGUGCCCGCCUUGGACCUGGCACAGUGAUGGCCAGUGCCCCCCCCGCCCCGGGUGCUUGGUAGCCAAGCUCUGCUCUGACAGGUUGGGUUUGGCCCUGGAGCCUUCCUCUCACAUCUCUACAGCCCCUCAUAUCAGCACCAAAGCUGCCUUGGACUGCUUUAAAAUAAUAAUCUCCUAAUGAACCAGGCUGUCCUGUCUCUGGAGGGCUUCCUGGCUCUCCAUCCCGACGGGAAGAGCCUUGUCUUUGCUGGAGACUCCGCGGAGAGGUCUCUUCCCCCCCAGACCUGCACGAAUGCAGGCAGCCUCCCAGGCCAUCAUGCAGCCCCCAACCAGCUCCAUCCCCUGCGGCGAGAGCUCCCAGGCUCCGGAUCCGUAGUGCUGCUUUAGAGCAGGGCUCAACCCUCACAUCUCUGGGGGUUGUUUCAGCCCUUGCUGUGAACAAGCUGGUUUCGACCCACUCAGGGAGGGUUGCUCCAGCCCCAUGCCCUGCCCAGAGCUGCUCAAAGCGGGGAAAAUCGCCGCCAAGACACGAGCAAAGGGCACGGCAGACCCCAAACCAGCCAUCCCGCCACCAGCUCCGAAGUGAGAGCUGCCGUUUUCCAGCCCAAGGACAACCUCUGCCCUUCCCCGCCAGCCUCCGUCCCCCCCCCAGCCUCGCACCCGUGUCUCCCGCCAGCUUUCUACCCGCUCCCCGCUUGCUCCAGGACCUGGGCUGCCAAAAGUCGGGGCGGGAGGACGGCCAGGCUGCAGCGGCGACUCGUGGGAACCUGCUUCAAGCCACGUCCUGACCAGGAGACGAGGGACACAAAGCCUGGGCACCCCAGACAUCCCACCCCAUGCUGCGUGGCCAGGAGGAGGGAAGGGGCGGGUGAUUGUACAUAUAUGUAUAUACUGGACGUGCCAGCAAAAGGUUUUAUUAUACUGACACCGUCGGGACACUCUGCAGCCCGUUUGGCCGUGGCUGCUGGAGCAGCCCCUCCCCGUGCGCGCAGGAGCCGAUCGGACCCAACCCCUCGGGGUGGGGUCCCUCCGUUCCCACUCGCCCCCAGACCCCGCGUGCCGUGGGGCUGGUGGCACCGCGCACGAGCCACGGAGGAGGCUGCUCCCACAUCGACAGGUGACUUCCACAGGGCGAGGGGAAGGAGAGCUGUCGCCUCUGCUAAACGCAAGAGCCUUUCCCUGCCUAGCCAGGGCUGUAGCAAUCGGGGGGUCGUGUGUGUGUGUGUCCCCACCCAGCAGCACUGCACCACACUGCCCACCUCCUGUACGUAUGUACACCCCUCUAUAUCUAUAGCUGUGCUCUGUAUAGUGUGCGUGGGUCUGCUGUAUGACACAUUGUGACUGAAAACACGCCGGGGAGCGUUUCCCCGCUUUAAGUCUUGCUUUCCUGCAUAGCAAUUGUUUCUCGGUGUGGAUCUGAGCCUUCCCGCAGCGGAGGCUCCCGGCCGCCACGGUCUGUGCCGCGGGGAGGGAGUCGUGGAUGGGGUGGGAGGGAAGUAAAAAGAGUUUUCCUACA